Messenger RNA from Liolophura sinensis, 746 nucleotides. Its product is annotated as large ribosomal subunit protein eL15-like. The coding region runs from base 39 to 653 and encodes 204 amino acids. Gene Ontology annotation, molecular function: structural constituent of ribosome; RNA binding. The record is from RefSeq and is a predicted model, not a curated record. The transcript has 4 exons. Gene Ontology annotation, biological process: cytoplasmic translation. Gene Ontology annotation, cellular component: ribosome; cytosolic large ribosomal subunit. NCBI's taxonomy places the organism in Eukaryota, Metazoa, Mollusca, Polyplacophora, Chitonida, Chitonidae.
CUUUUCAACGUUGAGGCUCCAGUGAUAUACAUCCCAAGAUGGGAGCCUACAAGUAUAUGCAGGAGUUAUACAGGAAGAAACAGAGUGAUGUUUUGCGCUUCCUGCUGCGUAUUCGCUCCUGGCAGUAUCGCCAGCUGUCAUCUGUUCACAGAGCGCCCCGCCCAUCUCGGCCAGACAAGGCAAGGCGCUUGGGAUAUCGUGCUAAGCAAGGAUAUGUAAUCUACCGUGUGCGAGUCCGCCGUGGUGGCCGCAAGCGACCAGUUCCAAAGGGUGCUACUUAUGGUAAACCCGUGAACCAGGGAGUCAACCAGUUGAAGUUCCAGAGGUCUCACCGCUCAGUGGCUGAGGAACGUGUUGGUCGCAAAUGCCAGGGUCUGCGGGUCCUUAGCUCCUACUGGGUCGCUCAGGAUUCCACCUACAAAUUUUACGAGGUCGUCUUAGUGGACCCCUUCCACAAGGCCAUAAGACGAGACCCCAAGAUCAACUGGCUGUGUAAGCCUGUACACAAACACCGCGAGCUGCGUGGCCUUACCUCUGCCGGCAAGAGCUCCCGUGGUCUUGGCAAGGGACACGGUUUCAAUCAUACAAUCGGUGGUUCACGUCGUGCCAACUGGAAGCGCAAUAAUACCGUGCAAAUGAGAAGGAAGCGCUAAAACUAAAGGACAAGAACAUCGUGAAUUUUUUUUGUCCCUGGCUGCUUGGUAUAUAUUGUUCAAUACAACCUUGUCUAGACCGGGAAACUGGAA